UUUCUAUACAAAAUUUAUAGCUUUUGUCAUUACCUUAAUAAUACUAUAACAAAAUGGGUAAACCUGGUAAACUGAAAAGUGGUAGCAAGGACAAGUUAAAGAAAUGGGCGAAAGGAAACUCCAGCUCUUCAAACCCGCAACUGCGAACACACAGGGAAAAAGCGAAGUCCAGGUUUUUCCACCAGCAACCAACAUCUAAACCAAGCAAAGGUCUAACAAUGGAAGCUUUAAAAAUCCAUGACGAAUUAGGCGGUGAUACAACGUCUGAUAAUAGUGUUUCUAUGGAUGAUGGUUCCAGCGAAGGAGCGCCAACUUUUCGUACAUUUUUGAGUGGUCUGUCCGACUGUACGAACGUUACAUUUCGGAAAAUUCAACGCCACUGGCUGAAUAACUCUGCAGAACAUAAAGAGGUUUGCGCUGUUCUUGCUGCUAUUACAGAGAUCAUAAGAGGACAGGGUGGCUUGGAGUCAGACACCGCUUAUUUUGCUGCCUUGGUCACCGCUCUGUCAUCAGUAGAAGAAGUAGAAUCUGCUGCUGCCGUUGCCUAUCUUUUAUCAAUGACGUGUAAAAAUGUUCCUGUCCCAGUUCUGAAAGCAAAGUUUGGAGAAGUUUCGAAACUUCUUUCAGAUAUCUUGAGGCAAAACGCUGUUCAAUCUGAUGGAACUGCACCAACUGCAUUACUACGCUCUGUCUUAUCAUGCCUUGCCACCAUUUUAAGGCAACAGGACCGACAGGUAUGGGAUGAUUCGUCCACUUUGAAUACAUACCAAUCUAUACUGUCAUAUGUGAUGCAUUCUAAACCAAAAAUUCGUAAAUCUGCUCAAAAUGCUGUCUGCACAAUCUUGUGUGCUAGUACAUUUGUAGUAGAGUCUCACCAGACCCACCCUGCAUGCAUUACAACUGCCCAAUUUUGCUGCUCACAGUUAGAAAAACUUGGUGGGAUAACAUCAGACCCUACAGUGUGCCACAUCCUAGCUUUACUGGGUCGAAUCCUACAUUGCUUUCCCCAGUCAGCACUGAAGCGUUCGUGCGAGACCAUUCUGCGCUUAAUGACUUUGAGUGACCCCGUUGUGAAAUCAGUAUGCCUACAAGCCUUUCACAGUAUGUUCAUUAACCAAUCAGAACACACUACACUGACCCCCGAUCUGAACGCUCAAAUCAUAACCGCUCUUUAUGAUUAUCACCCUAACACCUCAGACUCCCAGAUCUGCCCAGCCUGGCUUACUGUCAUGGAGAAAGCAAUUACAAACUUGGCUCUUAACUAUGAAACUACCAAUAAAGCAAAAUCAUUAGCCCUAGCCCACAUACCAAAAUUAAGUGCUGCCUGUUUCCGAAUGCUGCUAUCUUCCAGCACUGCAGUAGCAGAGUCCGCUGCCCGGACCAUUAAUUCUGUUUUAAAAUCCUGUUCUUCUGCUUUGAUGGACACCACUGGCGCUGGUUUAGAACAAGAGCAAGAAAAGUUUGUUCUCUCGAUGUUAAAACUUGUUGAGGGCGGUCUUAAAUAUAAAUACCACGGCGUGUGGAAUUUGGUGUUUGGAAUCUACCAAAGUGUCUUUCAAAACAUAGCAAGGUUAUCUCAUUACUCAGCUGUAAAGCCACACUUGGUCAGUAUUGUGGAUUUAAGAAAUGCCCCGCAGUUUCAAUACAAGGCUGAACUAGAUGAAGCUAUGGGAGCAGCAGUGGCAGUGUUUGGGCCUAAACUGAUACUUGAAGCUACUCCACUCAUGAUAGAUGGCAGUGAGAAAGAUUACGACUUUCCAAGAAGUUGGUUACUCCCGCUGUUAAAGCAGUAUAUGGCCCACGGAGAGAUUCUAUAUUUUGUAGAUUACUUUCUACCCCUUGCUGCUAAAUUUCGCCUACGGAGUGCCGAGUUGCGUCAAGAGAUGAGAGACACCGAGGCAACAACAUACGAAACACUUCUGCAACAAUGUUGGGACCUCUUGCCGCAGUUUUGUCGCGGGGCCACUGAUUUGAAGGAUGGGUUCCCGAAAAUUGCAAGGAUUUUAGGAAAAGCGCUAACAGAGAACAAAGACUUGGUUUUAACAGUCAUGCAGGGUCUUAGAAAUGUCAUUCUUUCUUGUAAGAAUUCUCCAAAAGAAGCAGAAGUUGUGAGCAGAUUUGCGAAGAACUACAUCCCUAUUCUAUUCAACAUUUACACCACUAUUGACCCACUUAUAGAGGGCCAGGACAUGAAACAACAACUGGUAGAUGCAAACAAAAUGAAGUCCCAAGAGCGGCUAGCUUCUUUGGAAACGAUCAAGCUAUUUUUGACAGUGACAGAUUCUAAACUUAUCUGUACUUACUUUUCAAAGGCUAAACAGCGAGUUUUCGACAGUGAGAAUGAUAAUGACGCCACGAGACUCGCUCUGCUUGAUAUCAUGGUUGCUAUGGUUACCUACAUCACCGAAGAUCAGAUUAAGGAUGUUUAUGACACUCUCAUACCAAUUAGUUCUCCAAACCAUAGCAUGCAGAAGAAGGCAUACAGACUUCUGGAAGAGAUCUGUGGCUCUGAGAAAGAAGCUUGUCGCCAUUUUGUCAAGACAAAUCUCUCGGAACUGAAAAUCAGAUUACUAGAUGGGUUAUCGACUGCUGCACCCUCCUCCAAAGGGCCAAGGAUCAACUGUAUCCAACAGGUUUUGAAACAGUUGUUUUUAAACCCAGCAACUGCGAGCGAAAGCAAAGAGUUUUUGGCUGCUGUUAUUCCAGAGGUGAUUCUGUGUACCCAGGAUGCAAAACGGAGUCGAACAGCUGCAUUCUCGCUGCUUGUCAACGCAGCUAACUUGUGUAUUGAUGGGUUAGAUGAUGAAAAAGUAAAACAGAAUGCGUUGGACAGUUAUUUUGAGCUUGUGUUCACAGGGUUUUCAGGCUCGCCACUGGCCAUGAGGUCAACUAUUUUUGCUCUUUCUCGUUUGGUGUACGAGUUUAAGGACGUCAUGUCAUCUGAUUUAAUGAGCACAACCAUCUCUAAUAUCUGCUUGCUGUUGAGUUCAAAUACAAGGGAAGUUUGUAAAGCUGCACUUGGUUUUAUAAUGGUUUUGUUUACAGUACUGGACAGAUCUACUUUUGCUCAGUACACCAAAGAUAUUUUGGAUUCCCUGCUUAACUGGAAGCCGGAAACGAGACGACAUUUUCGUUUCCGGGUGAAAAAGAUUCUGCAGAGGUUGGUGAAGAGGUUCGGAUUCGACACGAUUUAUGCGAUGACUCCGGAGCAGCAUCGGAAACAACUUCAGCACAUCAGAAAAACUGAGGAGAGGAUAAAAAAGAUGAAGCAUGAGAAGAAAAUCGCGAAGAAAGAUAAAGUGGAAGAUGCUGAUGAGAAGAAACCGAAGAGAGAGACAAUUGAUGAACUUUUAGCGGAUUCUUCUGACGAAGAAGAGAAUGAUGUAAAAUCUAAGAAAUCUGGAAAGAAGAAGCAAAGUGCCUGGCUCCAGGACUCUCAGGAAGAGCCAAUGGAUCUUCUUGAUUCUUCCGUCUCUCAAAAAGUCCUCGGAGCUAAUCCGAAGACUGCAGGAGGUAGGAAGAGGAAAGCGGAGUUCAAGAGUGCUCCGGAUGGUAGACUCCUCAUUGGAGGAGAGGAGAGUGGAAGUGAUGAUGAUGAAGAUGAUGCUGAGACUGAUAAACUCCUCCUUGGGAUCGGAGUUGGGAAGCAACGGAAGUCGCAAAAGAAAAUGGAAGAAGAGGAUGAUGAUGAUGAACCUCCUGAGAAGCGAGGAUCUUAUAAACCAGGAGGACGGGGCAUCCACAGAGAUGUGGAGGCGACUGGUGAGAAGUUUAAGAGCAAAAAGUCCGGAGGAGACAUGAAGAAAAAGGGUGGUGUUCAACCAUACGCGUACCUUCCUCUUGACUCUUCUGUGCUUAAUAAGAGAAAAAGAAAAAAGGCAGCUGGACAAUACAAAGGAAUUGUUCGAGCUGCUAAAAAAGGUGCAGAAAGCGGAGCAAAACUGAAAUCGAAAAUGCAAAAAAAUAAAAAGCAUAAAUAAAUCAUUUUUUUAGUUUUUUUCUCUCAGAAACCAGCUUUUUUUUCUUUGAAUUAAGUACUGGUAAACUUUUUUUAGAUGUGUAUGGCGUAUUUGGCUUAACUGUUCUUUUUAAUCUUUGAUUGGAAAAUGUAAUAAUAAUUUGGUCAAUAUCAAUUUUGUGUCUGUUUCCUAAAAUUGCAUUAGCAUGCUUUAAAAAUCUCUUCUUAUUGUGCUUUUUACGUACGAAAAUUGUUUUAGUUGUAACAAAUAUGGUGAUUCAAUUUUUAAUUCAAAAUGCCUACACUGUAGAAGUAUACUGCAUUUUUUGGGAUCUUUUUGUGUCUGUCAAUUAACCUAUUUUUUUUCAUUUACAUUUAAAUGUUCAGCUCUCCAUUCAUAACAUUUUUUCGGUUUCAAACAAUCUAAAUGCUUGUGGGAAUUUUGUUUCAGA
Molecule: messenger RNA, 4410 nt
Organism: Ciona intestinalis (vase tunicate)
Lineage: Eukaryota; Metazoa; Chordata; Ascidiacea; Phlebobranchia; Cionidae
Product: RRP12-like protein
Source: RefSeq, a predicted model, not a curated record